GCUUGCUGGGGAAAGCCAGGCUUCUGCACGAACACCCAACUAUCGACAUACAAAAUUGAUAUUUUCUGUGAAACAAUGGCUGCCACGAGCCAGUAUAUUAUGGAUACUUUACUGGCAUGCUACGGGACCGUUACCUAAUGGUUUGGAUAACAAGAACCACACCUUAAUAUCAAUGAAGAUUAUAACAUUCCAUGUCGGUUCCAAACUUCCCAGUACAGAAGGGGCAAUUACAGAGCUCUGACCGGGUCACAUGGAACACGGCCGAUAGCCUUGGAAGAGGGGCGACAGCAGUUGUCUACCUUGGCCGUGAAAAGACAAAUGGCAAUGUUGUGGCUGUUAAGGUUUUUCAUGAGCAUGUUUCAAUGGUUGCGGGAGAGCUUGACCUCCUCCGAAGGCUCAAGCAUGAAAACAUCAUCCCCCUGCUCUACGUUGAACAUGAGCUCAGCACAAGACGGGUUGUACUUGUCAUGCAGUACUGUGAAGGAGGAAGCUUGUAUCACAUGCUCGACCAGCCACAGUAUGUCCACGGAUUACCAGAAGAAGAAUACCUCCUUGUUCUCAAACAUGUCGCAAGUGGCAUGGAAUAUCUCCGACAACGAGGCAUCAUACAUCGCGACCUCAAACCAGGGAACAUUAUGCGCUAUAUUACUGAAGAGGGCAGCUCCAUCUACAAGUUGACAGAUUUUGGGGCAGCUCGAGAACUCCAUGAAGAAGAAAAUUUCACAAGUCUCUAUGGAACCGAGGAAUAUCUCCAUCCUGGCAUGUAUGAAAGGGCUGUGCUGCGACUACCAACUGGACAAAGAUUUGAUGCUACAGUUGACCUGUGGAGUCUUGGGGUCACAUUUUACCAUGUGGCCACUGGGGAUCUCCCGUUUAAGCCAUAUGGUGGCCGCAGCAACAGAACUAAAAUGUUUGAAAUUGUUUCUCAAAAAGCCAGUGGAGUUAUUUCUGGUGUUCAAAACUUUGAUCAAGGCCCUAUCAACUGGAGUUACGAGCUGCCCCCGACGAGCCCACUGUCAAGUGGAUUGAAAAAACUCGUCGUUCCCCUUCUAGCUGGUCUGAUGGAAACGGAUGAUGCUAGAGUCAUAUCCUAUGAUGCCUUUUUCAAUGCAGUUCAUAGAAUUAGUAACAAACUCACCUUCUCCAUAUUUCAUACUUCAUCAUGUACUCACCUCAAACUAUACCUGGACAAGACUGACAGCUAUUCAACACUGAGAGAGCAUAUAGCUUCCCUCACAGAGAUCCCUGCAACAGAGCAGCUGUUGUUACUGAAUGGGAAGCUCCUGGAAGAGAUCAUCGACCCUACAGCCAACAUGGACUCAUACCCCCUCCAUGUUUUACAAGCUACAAUAUUCCUUUACCAUUGUGACAUGAAAUCUCAGGAAAAAGAAAAACUGCACCACCCUAUCAUACCACAGGUCGCUGAUUUUGCCAAUUUCAUUGAAAUGGAGAAAGACAUGCGUCUUGCACACAGCUGCUGUGCAAGAGCCCAUCUCAUCAAGCGGUACACGACAGAGACUGUGCAGACACAGGAGAUGCUAGUAGAAGCUGAGCUGUGCCUCAGACUAUACCUCCAGUUCAGAUUAAAAUGUUCUGGAGAAAGGUUCCUGACAAUGUCUCAGCUUCUAUCCGAGUCAAAGAAGAGGUUUGAGACUUUCUACUCCAUGCUGGAAAUGAUCAGGAUGCUUCUGAAUGUGAUGAAGUACCCAGGCACAGCGCUGGAUGAUCUCCUCAAAGACAGGACACUGCUCACAGUGCAUGCCAAGGCAGAAGAGCGGACUUUAGAGAUAGUCAACUAUCGCACAGCACUGGUAGAGAGGCUUGAUCAGGAUGAGGUUCGCAUGAAGAAGUGGUGCGCCAGAUGCAAGGAUACAGACUGCCUAUCAAAGAUCAGCCACCUUGUCUCCGUGAUAGCCAGUAUACAGAGUCGUUUCCGCCGUGACAGGAAUGUGAAGGAUCAGAUGACACAACACGAUCAACAGAUACACAUAUUUGAACGGCAAAAACUGCAACAUCAGAGUGUUGCAAUUUCGUCCAUCUUGCAGGAUCACUGCUACAGAAAUCUGGACAUCAUGUACACAGAUUCCAUGAAGUUCUAUGCGGCCCUUUCAAAGAACCUGAACCGCAUCUCAAAGAUUGAGAAAAAUAUUGAAAGUGUAAUUGAUUGCCAACAACUCUUGAGCACAAAACUUGACAAAACUGAAGCCAAAUGCGGAGAGAUUUUUGAGAAAGUGCAGACGUGGGUGACAAAUGGAGAUCAGUUCACAUACAGCCGGCUGCAGCCAACAGCCCCAGCUGAGUCAGUGCCUGAGUUGAAUGUGACCGUCAGUGGUCAGUCCAAAAGCAGAGAUGAAGGCUAUGGCGGGAGUCGUAGUGCAGGAGUCGCCUACAAUGCAUUGCAAGGCGCAGCAGUUCAAAGUAGCCUGUUGACCAGCACGAGUGACAUUUCUUCAGAGAUUCGUUCUCUGAUGCAAGAAAGCAGACAGAUUGCUGGUUGGGUGGAAGAAAACACAGAAUUGAUCAAGCAAAUGGAAGAAUGUGCACUUCAUAGUUCUGGAUCACUCUCAAGAAAUCUCACUCCCGAAGGAAUUCAGAAUUGAAUGUCAGACAGAUUCAGAGGAAUAAUGUUCUAAAAUAUGGAAAUAAAUAAUAUUCAGUAAAUAAAUCUAAACUGUUACCCCUAUAAAGGUUAUCGAUUUGGAGCAAUAAGAGCCAUAAGUCUACUUCAUACUUUUCGAGUACCAUCCAAACUAAAGGCUGAAUACCAGUUGCUGCUUGGAUUUACAUAUUAGAAUAUUAUCUGAUAGCCCCUUUCCUUGUUCAGAAGAAAAGCUGUCUAAAGAAUCUAUGACUUCAAUUUUGAAUUCUGAGUGACCUUUUCAUAAGGAGUACCUUCCAUGAAGGAAGUGCUGAAGACUUGAAACUGUAAGGCAGCAUACACAUGGCAGGAUGUCAAGACAUGUCAAAAGCAGCCCUUCUCUUUGAACUAUUUGCCAAAGGGGUUGCACUUAACAUUUCAAAACAAUUACAGCCUGACUUCUGAAAGGCUGAAUUCAGAUAGUCGUCUUCUAAAAUCUUCUCUGGAUGUCAUUGCUAUGACUAUACAAGAGAAAUGACAACAGACCUCACUCUUGUUUGAUAUGAACACCACCAAAUAUUAUCAAGAGAUUCUUUAAGAAAGGGCAACAAAGUGACUCUGAUCCAGGAUCAGCUCUUAAGCUCAGCUCAGUUUUGAUUUACUUGAAGAAAGGUAUUUCAACCAAUACUGGUACCAACUCACCAAUUGAGCGUUGUCAACAAAGCUCAAUAUUCUGUCACCACGAUUCCUGAAUGAAGGGCUUUCGCCCAACAAUACUG
Messenger RNA from Haliotis rubra (blacklip abalone), 3357 nucleotides. Its product is annotated as serine/threonine-protein kinase TBK1-like. Gene Ontology annotation, biological process: peptidyl-serine phosphorylation. Lineage: Eukaryota; Metazoa; Mollusca; Gastropoda; Lepetellida; Haliotidae. The coding region runs from base 192 to 2600 and encodes 802 amino acids. Gene Ontology annotation, molecular function: ATP binding; protein binding; protein serine/threonine kinase activity. The record is from RefSeq and is a predicted model, not a curated record. The transcript has 19 exons. Gene Ontology annotation, cellular component: cytoplasm.